UCCAGCAUUGGCCGCCCCGACUCCAGCGCCACUUUGCAAACAAGUCUUCGGCCGAGGCUCGAGGCGAAGACAGCCCGCCGGUGCGGAGCUCGUCCAGUCCCGGACUCUCAGACCUGCCGAUUCUACGACUCCCCUUGGCAGUCUCGCCACCAGCAAAACUGCUGGCUGCUGAGGGACCUGGGCAGCGCCCGCCCGAAUGCGAGAGCAGGAUUUGGAUUUAGUGCCGCUGGCCUCGGACUGGACGAGCGGCGCCCUUUCCUUCCUCGGCCCCGCAAGCUACAAUUUCGCGCUCACUGGGAGCCGGGGGGCUCCUGGGGACUGGGCAUUUCGGGAUUCCCUGAGGGGACCGAGGAACGACGUUCGAGGGCGCCAUAUUUUCACGCGCUGUUGUAGGGUAACAUCUGGACUGGGUUCCUGGACCCUUGGAUGUCUUGCUGCCCACAAACUCCUGGAUCAACUUGUUGAAAAUAUUUUAGGUAUUGGUGUUGGAAGGCUUCUCAGAUGCUUUAGGAUAUCUUCCGGGAAAUCAACUCUUUACAUAAACUGAGAAUUCAGACAUUCUAAGUGAGGAUCUUCAAAUCAUUUAGGAAAAUGGUGGCCCUGUCCUUAAAGAUUUGUGUCCGCCACUGCAAUGUGGUGAAGACCAUGCAGUUUGAACCAUCUACAGCCGUGUACGAUGCAUGUCGAGUCAUUCGGGAACGGGUCCCGGAGGCACAAACUGGCCAAGCUUCUGAUUAUGGGCUGUUUCUCUCGGAUGAAGACCCCAGGAAAGGAAUUUGGCUGGAAGCAGGCAGAACACUGGACUACUACAUGUUGCGAAAUGGGGAUAUUUUGGAAUAUAAGAAGAAACAGAGACCUCAGAAAAUCCGGAUGCUGGAUGGAUCCGUGAAAACAGUGAUGGUGGAUGACUCCAAGACCGUUGGGGAACUCCUGGUUACUAUUUGCAGCAGGAUAGGAAUAACGAACUAUGAAGAGUACUCUUUAAUCCAAGAAACGAUUGAAGAAAAGAAAGAGGAAGGGACAGGGACGCUAAAAAAAGACAGGACUCUAUUGCGAGACGAGAGGAAGAUGGAGAAGCUGAAGGCCAAGCUCCACACGGAUGAUGACUUAAAUUGGCUGGAUCACAGCCGAACAUUCAGAGAACAAGGAGUAGAUGAACACGAAACGUUGCUACUUAGACGGAAGUUCUUCUACUCUGAUCAGAAUGUGGACUCAAGAGACCCCGUGCAGCUGAACUUGCUUUAUGUUCAGGCUCGGGAUGAUAUCCUGAAUGGCUCCCACCCUGUCUCCUUCGAGAAAGCUUGUGAGUUUGGAGGAUUUCAAGCCCAGAUACAAUUUGGACCUCAUGUGGAACAUAAACACAAACCCGGAUUCUUAGAUCUAAAGGAAUUCCUGCCCAAAGAAUACAUCAAGCAGAGAGGAGCUGAAAAGAGGAUAUUUCAGGAGCAUAAGAACUGUGGAGAGAUGAGCGAAAUAGAAGCCAAGGUCAAGUAUGUCAAACUCGCCCGAUCCCUCCGGACGUAUGGUGUGUCCUUUUUUCUGGUGAAGGAAAAGAUGAAAGGCAAGAACAAGCUGGUGCCUCGCCUGCUGGGCAUCACCAAGGACUCAGUGAUGCGUGUGGAUGAGAAGACCAAGGAAGUGCUGCAGGAGUGGCCACUUACCACGGUUAAGCGCUGGGCAGCCUCACCCAAAAGCUUCACCCUGGAUUUUGGGGAGUAUCAGGAAAGCUACUAUUCAGUACAAACCACUGAAGGAGAGCAGAUAUCCCAGCUGAUUGCAGGCUACAUUGACAUCAUCCUCAAAAAGAAACAAAGUAAAGAUAGAUUUGGAUUAGAGGGGGAUGAGGAGUCGACUAUGCUGGAAGAGUCCGUUUCCCCAAAAAAGUCUACCAUCUUGCAGCAGCAGUUCAAUCGGACUGGGAAGGCGGAGCACGGCUCCGUGGCACUGCCCGCCGUGAUGCGCUCAGGCUCCAGCGGGCCCGAGACCUUCAACGUGGGCAGCAUGCCCUCACCACAGCAGCAGGUCAUGGUUGGGCAGAUGCACCGAGGGCACAUGCCCCCGCUGACCUCGGCCCAGCAGGCCCUCAUGGGGACCAUCAACACAAGCAUGCACGCUGUCCAGCAGGCCCAGGACGACCUCAGCGAGCUGGAUUCACUGCCACCCCUCGGCCAGGAUAUGGCGUCACGGGUGUGGGUUCAGAAUAAAGUCGACGAGUCCAAACACGAAAUCCACUCUCAGGUCGAUGCGAUCACAGCUGGAACAGCUUCAGUAGUUAACCUCACUGCUGGUGACCCUGCAGACACCGACUACACAGCAGUGGGAUGUGCAAUCACCACCAUUUCUUCCAACCUGACGGAGAUGUCCAAGGGUGUGAAGCUCUUGGCGGCUCUGAUGGACGACGAGGUGGGCAGUGGGGAGGACUUGCUCAGAGCUGCGAGGACCCUCGCGGGGGCAGUGUCAGACUUGCUGAAAGCUGUGCAGCCUACUUCUGGAGAGCCUCGACAGACAGUUUUGACUGCUGCUGGAAGCAUUGGACAAGCCAGUGGGGAUCUUCUGAGGCAGAUCGGAGAGAAUGAGACUGAUGAGCGAUUCCAAGAUGUUUUAAUGAGUUUGGCCAAAGCUGUGGCCAAUGCUGCUGCCAUGUUGGUAUUAAAGGCGAAGAAUGUUGCCCAAGUAGCUGAAGACACAGUCCUACAGAACAGGGUGAUUGCUGCCGCCACCCAGUGUGCCCUCUCUACCUCCCAGCUUGUGGCGUGUGCCAAGGUGGUGAGCCCCACCAUCAGCUCCCCCGUGUGCCAGGAGCAGCUGAUUGAAGCGGGCAAGCUCGUGGACCGCUCAGUGGAGAACUGUGUCCGCGCCUGCCAGGCAGCCACCGACGACAGCGAGCUCCUGAAGCAGGUCAGCGCAGCGGCCAGCGUGGUCAGCCAGGCCCUGCAUGAUCUCCUGCAGCACGUGCGACAGUUUGCCAGCCGAGGCGAGCCCAUCGGCCGCUACGACCAGGCCACCGACACCAUCAUGUGUGUCACCGAGAGCAUCUUCAGCUCCAUGGGCGAUGCCGGUGAAAUGGUGCGCCAGGCCCGGGUCCUGGCCCAGGCCACCUCAGACCUCGUCAACGCCAUGAGGUCGGAUGCAGAAGCUGAAAUCGACAUGGAGAACUCGAAGAAGCUCCUGGCAGCUGCGAAACUCCUGGCCGACUCCACAGCUCGCAUGGUGGAAGCUGCCAAGGGGGCUGCAGCCAAUCCUGAGAAUGAAGACCAGCAGCAGAGACUGAGAGAAGCUGCGGAAGGCCUCCGGGUGGCAACAAACGCCGCCGCCCAGAACGCCAUCAAGAAAAAAAUUGUCAACCGAUUGGAGGUGGCAGCCAAGCAGGCUGCAGCCGCCGCCACGCAGACCAUCGCCGCCUCCCAGAACGCGGCCGUGUCCAACAAGAACCCCGCCGCCCAGCAGCAGCUGGUCCAGAGCUGCAAGGCGGUGGCCGAUCACAUCCCUCAGCUGGUCCAGGGGGUGAGAGGGAGCCAAGCCCAAGCAGAAGACCUUAGCGCCCAGCUGGCUCUCAUCAUCUCCAGCCAGAACUUCCUCCAGCCUGGAAGCAAGAUGGUGUCCUCUGCCAAAGCCGCAGUGCCCACCGUGAGUGACCAGGCUGCAGCUAUGCAGCUGAGCCAGUGUGCCAAGAACCUUGCCACCAGCUUGGCGGAGCUGCGUACUGCCUCGCAGAAGGCCCACGAAGCCUGUGGCCCUAUGGAAAUCGAUUCAGCUCUGAGCACCGUGCAGACACUCAAGAAUGAACUGCAGGAUGCCAAGAUGGCGGCUGUGGAGAGUCAGCUGAAACCGCUUCCGGGGGAGACGCUGGAAAAAUGCGCUCAAGACCUAGGAAGUACAUCCAAGGCAGUGGGCUCAUCCAUGGCACAGCUCCUAACCUGUGCUGCUCAAGGCAAUGAGCACUACACAGGGGUGGCUGCCAGAGAGACAGCCCAAGCUCUGAAAACGCUGGCCCAGGCUGCUCGUGGGGUGGCCGCAUCCACGAGCGACCCCGCAGCUGCGCAUGCCAUGUUAGAUUCUGCUCGAGACGUCAUGGAAGGCUCCGCCAUGCUCAUCCAAGAAGCGAAGCAGGCCCUGAUUGCACCUGGGGAUGCUGAGAGUCAGCAGAGACUAGCCCAGGUGGCCAAAGCCGUCUCGCACUCCUUGAAUAACUGCGUGAAUUGUCUCCCGGGGCAGAAGGAUGUGGACGUGGCCUUGAAGAGCAUUGGCGAGUCCAGCAAGAAGCUGCUUGUGGACUCGUUACCUCCGAGCACAAAGCCUUUCCAGGAAGCCCAGAGUGAGCUGAACCAAGCCGCGGCUGAUCUGAACCAGUCUGCGGGGGAAGUGGUCCAUGCCACCCGGGGCCAGAGCGGAGAACUGGCUGCAGCCUCUGGCAAGUUCAGUGAUGAUUUCGAUGAAUUUCUCGAUGCUGGCAUUGAGAUGGCAGGCCAAGCUCAGACGAAAGAAGACCAGAUCCAAGUGAUAGGCAACCUCAAGAAUAUCUCUAUGGCAUCCAGCAAGCUGUUGUUAGCUGCCAAGUCUCUCUCGGUGGAUCCAGGAGCCCCCAAUGCAAAAAAUCUCCUGGCAGCUGCUGCAAGAGCUGUGACCGAGAGCAUCAAUCAGCUCAUUACUCUGUGCACCCAGCAAGCUCCAGGCCAGAAAGAAUGUGAUAAUGCCCUACGGGAGCUCGAGACUGUCAAGGGGAUGUUGGACAAUCCUAAUGAACCUGUGAGUGACCUCUCUUACUUUGACUGCAUUGAGAGUGUGAUGGAAAACUCCAAGGUUCUGGGUGAGUCGAUGGCAGGGAUUUCGCAGAACGCCAAGACCGGGGACCUCCCUGCGUUUGGGGAGUGUGUGGGGAUUGCGUCCAAGGCCCUCUGUGGGCUGACAGAGGCUGCAGCCCAGGCUGCAUACCUGGUGGGCAUCUCUGAUCCAAAUAGCCAGGCGGGCCAUCAGGGCCUCGUGGACCCCAUCCAGUUUGCCAGGGCUAACCAGGCUAUCCAGAUGGCAUGCCAGAACCUGGUGGACCCCGGCAGCAGCCCGUCACAGGUUCUGUCGGCGGCCACAAUUGUCGCCAAGCACACCUCGGCCCUGUGCAAUGCGUGCCGCAUCGCCUCGUCCAAGACAGCCAACCCAGUGGCCAAGAGGCACUUUGUCCAGUCAGCCAAGGAAGUCGCCAACAGCACUGCCAACCUAGUGAAGACCAUCAAGGCCCUGGACGGGGAUUUCUCCGAAGACAAUCGCAAUAAGUGUCGCAUUGCCACCGCACCCUUGAUCGAAGCUGUGGAGAACCUGACAGCGUUUGCGUCCAACCCUGAGUUUGUCAGCAUUCCUGCCCAGAUCAGUUCCGAGGGCUCCCAGGCACAGGAACCGAUCCUCGUCUCAGCCAAGACCAUGCUGGAGAGUUCGUCAUACCUCAUUCGCACUGCACGCUCACUGGCCAUCAACCCCAAAGACCCGCCCACCUGGUCUGUGCUAGCUGGACACUCCCACACCGUGUCUGACUCUAUCAAGAGUCUCAUCACAUCUAUCAGGGACAAGGCACCUGGACAGAGAGAGUGUGACUACUCGAUCGAUGGUAUCAACCGAUGCAUCCGGGACAUUGAGCAGGCCUCCCUGGCGGCUGUCAGCCAGAGCCUGGCCACAAGGGAUGACAUCUCUGUGGAGGCCCUGCAGGAGCAGCUAACUUCAGUGGUCCAGGAAAUUGGGCACCUUAUCGAUCCCAUUGCCACAGCGGCGCGGGGAGAAGCAGCUCAGCUGGGACAUAAGGUGACACAGCUAGCAAGCUACUUUGAGCCCCUGAUCUUAGCUGCAGUCGGUGUCGCCUCCAAGAUUCUGGACCAUCAGCAGCAGAUGACAGUGCUGGACCAGACCAAGACGCUCGCAGAAUCUGCCCUGCAGAUGUUGUACGCAGCCAAAGAAGGUGGAGGAAACCCCAAGGCCCAGCACACCCACGAUGCUAUCACAGAGGCUGCCCAGCUCAUGAAGGAGGCUGUCGAUGACAUCAUGGUGACACUGAAUGAAGCCGCCAGUGAAGUGGGGCUGGUGGGAGGCAUGGUCGACGCCAUUGCAGAGGCCAUGAGCAAGCUGGAUGAAGGCACUCCUCCAGAACCAAAGGGAACAUUUGUCGAUUAUCAGACGACUGUGGUUAAAUAUUCCAAAGCCAUUGCAGUGACAGCUCAGGAAAUGAUGACUAAGUCGGUUACUAACCCGGAGGAGUUGGGAGGACUGGCUUCACAAAUGACCAGUGACUAUGGGCACCUGGCUCUCCAGGGCCAGAUGGCAGCAGCCACGGCGGAGCCAGAGGAGAUCGGCUUCCAGAUUCGCACUCGUGUGCAGGACCUGGGCCAUGGCUGCAUCUUCCUGGUGCAGAAGGCGGGGGCCCUCCAGGUGUGCCCCACAGACAGCUACACCAAGAGGGAGCUCAUCGAGUGUGCCCGCGCAGUCACAGAGAAGGUGUCCUUGGUGCUAUCAGCUCUGCAGGCUGGGAACAAGGGGACCCAGGCAUGCAUCACAGCCGCCACCGCUGUGUCUGGGAUUAUAGCCGACCUGGACACCACCAUCAUGUUUGCGACCGCGGGGACCCUGAAUUCAGAGAACAACGAGACCUUUGCAGACCACAGGGAGAACAUUCUGAAGACAGCCAAGGCCUUGGUGGAAGACACGAAGCUGCUGGUGUCGGGGGCUGCGUCCACGCCAGACAAGCUGGCCCAGGCAGCGCAGUCGUCAGCGGCCACCAUCACACAGCUCGCUGAGGUGGUCAAGCUGGGGGCCGCCAGCCUGGGCUCUGAUGACCCCGAGACACAGGUGGUGUUGAUCAAUGCCAUCAAAGACGUGGCCAAGGCCCUUUCAGAUCUGAUCGGCGCCACCAAGGGAGCUGCCAGCAAGCCUGCUGAUGACCCCUCCAUGUACCAGCUCAAGGGGGCUGCCAAGGUGAUGGUGACCAAUGUCACCUCCCUCCUCAAGACUGUAAAGGCGGUGGAGGACGAGGCCACCCGGGGCACACGGGCGCUUGAGGCCACAAUUGAGUACAUGAAACAGGAGCUCACGGUGUUCCAGUCCAAAGAGGUACCUGAAAAGACCUCAUCACCUGAAGAAUCGAUAAGGAUGACGAAAGGCAUCACCAUGGCGACAGCCAAAGCCGUGGCCGCAGGGAACUCUUGCAGACAGGAGGACGUGAUCGCCACCGCCAACCUGAGCCGGAAAGCCGUGUCCGAUAUGCUGACGGCUUGUAAGCAAGCAUCCUUCCACCCUGAUGUCAGCGAGGAGGUGCGCACCAGAGCCUUGCGGUAUGGGACAGAGUGCACCCUCGGCUACCUGGACCUUCUCGAGCACGUCUUGGUGAUUCUUCAGAAACCAAGCCCGGAACUCAAGCACCAGCUGGCUGCUUUCUCCAAGCGUGUCGCCGGCGCCGUGACUGAGCUCAUCCAGGCCGCAGAAGCCAUGAAAGGAACAGAGUGGGUGGAUCCAGAAGACCCAACCGUCAUUGCAGAAACAGAAUUACUGGGGGCCGCAGCGUCCAUUGAGGCUGCCGCCAAGAAGUUAGAGCAACUGAAGCCAAGAGCAAAACCAAAACAAGCAGACGAGACCCUGGACUUUGAAGAACAGAUUCUGGAAGCUGCUAAAUCCAUUGCUGCUGCCACAAGUGCCCUGGUCAAGUCGGCCUCGGCAGCCCAGAGGGAGCUGGUGGCCCAAGGAAAGGUGGGUUCCAUCCCUGCCAACGCUGCCGAUGACGGACAGUGGUCCCAGGGGCUGAUUUCUGCCGCCCGGAUGGUGGCAGGUGCAACCAGCAGUCUCUGUGAGGCAGCCAAUGCCUCCGUUCAGGGACAUGCCAGUGAGGAGAAGCUCAUCUCGUCCGCCAAGCAGGUCGCUGCUUCCACGGCUCAGCUGCUCGUGGCCUGCAAGGUGAAAGCCGACCAGGAUUCAGAGGCCAUGAGGCGGCUACAGGUAAUGGUCACUGAUGCUGGUGGGAAAGUACUCCUGUUGGAGCGGGCAGCAGGAAAUGCUGUGAAAAGAGCCUCAGAUAAUCUUGUUCGUGCAGCCCAGAAAGCAGCAUUUGGCAAAGCUGAUGAUGAUGAUGUUGUAGUGAAAACAAAGUUUGUAGGGGGCAUUGCUCAGAUCAUUGCCGCCCAGGAGGAAAUGUUGAAAAAAGAACGAGAACUGGAAGAAGCAAGGAAAAAACUGGCCCAGAUCCGCCAACAACAGUAUAAAUUCCUACCCACUGAGCUGAGGGAGGACGAAGGAUAAGGCCAGAGCCAAGAUGGCAUGCCCCAGGGGAUGGCUCUGCAAGAACUGGACAGACCGUGUUCCCGAAAGGCUGGGCACUUACCCCUGGGGCCAGCCCAGAGCCCUGAGUGCUCAUUCUCACGUCUCUGUCCCGUAGGGCACCGGCUGCAUGAUCGUGAUGUCACACGGUACAGUGUCCCACCCACAGCUCCUUCGCCACCUCCCCUCAUGCCUCACCAUAUCUCAGGAGAGAGGGGCGCACGUUUCGUGAACUGUUACCAAGAAAGAGAAGUCAGUAUUAUGUGGUUUUCAGACACUUUUGCUUUCGUUGGUCCUUCUCUAGGCCCCGCUCCUGGGCCUUCUGUGAAAUCUUAAGAGGAAAAAAAUAAUGGCUUGGGGAAAAUCACUCAUGUCCUAGGUAGUGUUCUCCCUCUCAGGAGAAGAUGGAAGUUGGAGUUGGACACAGUUAAUAAAAGCCAGAAACAUAAACCAGUGUGGACUCCAGGAGGGUAACUCCGGUCCUUCGGUGUCUCAAGCACUGGCUCCCUCAGAGGGUGGAGAAUUCCUGCUCCCAUUUGCACGCUUUCUUGCCUCCGUGUGUAAGCUCCUUGUGCAAUCUAGACCCAUCUUGUGUUCUGUGGCCCAGAAAACCGGACAAUUAUUUUUUUCCUCCAUAAUCCAAAGGGCAGAAGUACGGGGGACUGCCAGGGCUUGGUGAGCAGGGGCUGUAAUAAAAUGUGGGCUCCUUCGUCUGCAGAGCUGUUUCAGUUCGUACAAGUUCACCCACACAAACCCACGGCCUCCAGGUGACAGUCUGCACAAUGUCCCCCUCCGAAGCAUUCGAGGUGGGGAUUCAGCUAGAAUAAAGCAAUGCCGUGGCGACUCCACCUUCCCGGUCCUACAUUGGCUCCUCUGCUCUCAAAAUGCUUAGAUUUCUGGGUUGCAAGGCAUCGCUUUCAAAAUCUGUCACCUGUCCUGCCUCCCAGGGUGGACACUUUUUCUGUGUCUUAAUAUUCUUAAAAUCUAGAUGCAUCCUACAAUCCACAUGAACCUUUAACAAGAUACUUGUGCUGAUGAGUGCGUCUUACAAGGAAAGGCAUGUGGUAUUUCCAGAGUCCGUCUUCUGGAUGCCACACUUCAGGAUUUCAUCCCCCCCCCCUUUUUUUGUUCUCCUUUCAGAGCCUGUUCCUUUAAAAGGGCAUUUUAAGACCUUGAAGUUACCUUUAAUCUGAGCCUUUAAUCAAGACAGUACGUGAAGGACGAAUGGCUUGUGGAAUAGAUACUAAUGCCAGAUAGCAAGUGUUUUUGAGAGAAUUCACGAGGGGAAGACAGUGGUGAUGGAGGCACGUGGGUUUUGAAGAUAGCCAUCCUCCACUGCCCUAUAGUGACAUGGUGUCCCAUCUCCUAUCUCCUCCACAGUAUGACUUCUGGAUCCCAGCCAGGGUAAAAGUGGAUGCUUUGGUCUUUUCGGCCUUGCCCCACAGUCCUGCUUUAGUAGCCUCUAGCCCAUGUCGUAGUUUUAAAAUUCAAUUAAACUUAUGACAGUGUCCCAUGUUUAUGAGAGACUUAUGAGUGCUAUACAUAGAAUUGUUUUUCCCAGACGAGUAGGAAGUUAGAGGAAAUACAGUGCAAAUAAAAAGCAAGUGGAGAGAGUAUGUAGGGAACUGGGGGGGAUGGAGGCCCCAACUCUGAAGAGGAGGGAGCAGCAGAGCCCUGAGUUUCUCAGGGAAAUUCUAGCACACUCUUGGCUCUCCCUGAGUGUAGCUAGGACAACCCUUCAUCCCUGCCCUGGGCUGCAGCCCCUCAGACCUCAGAAUGAAAACUGAGGGCCCCAUGGACGAGGGUGGGGGUCUCCCCAAGAGACAUUCCACGGACGGGCACAGGGUGUUUCAGAGACUGUUCAUCAGACCAGAAGGCUCAGAGUCAAGGUGUGUUAAUGGCCUCGUUGUAGCAGGACCUGGGGAGCCCCUCCAUGGCCCACCUUCACCAUAUUUUCUUCCAGACUGUGUAUGUGCUUCUCCCCUUGCCCAUGUCCCCUGUCACCUCCCGGCAUCCCAGGAGCUGGGCAGGGACAGGCAGUGAGUUCUCUCUCCCUGCCCCAGUCAUUGAAAACCUCUACUGCAUUUGAUACAGAAAAACCUAGAGACAGGCCAGUGGAAAGGCCUGUCCUUGACAACUUGAGAGAACAGGCAUGGAUCGAAGUUUAUCUUUGUAGGACCUGUAUACGUAAGCUCCUGUCUCGGGGGGUUCUGCUGCUAGGAGCUUGGGGAAGCUGGUUCCCCGUAUCACCGGGCGCGGUGCUGGCUUUUUCCUCGUCCACACUGCAUACAUAUAUGUGAAUGGCCUCGUGGCUGCCUUAGUCUUUUCCCAUUUCAUGAAACGGUUGAAAGACUGUGCUUUGAGAGUUAUUUCAUGGGCACGUGACCCCAAAUGGCAUGAAGGGGGCUUCUGGCUCUUCUUCAAAGGGAGAUAAAGCAGAGAUGAGUCGCAUUUGGGGUGCGAGAUUUCAUUGAGGAGCAUCUAACAAGAAGAUGGUUUCAUGGUAAAAAUGGUCCCAGGCCUGGAGCAUAGAAAUGCUUCCCUCCAUGCGAAGGGAGAGCAGGUGUGUGCCCCGUGACGGGAACUAACACCGGGCUUCGAAGCCUUCAGCUGAGCUUCGAGUCUGGAGAUUUCUAUCUCGGAAGGUCAAAACAGGAACCUGAGCUGACGUCAGAACUGCUCAGUGAUGCGGGAGUUUGGAUUUUGCUUGGUGCUGCCUCUCGGAGGCUUUGAGCAAGGGUGCUUGCAACUGCAUUCAGUUGGGGACCCUUGCUCAAACCCUGGCGGCGUGCCCGCAGGGGUGGUGGGGGUGCUCAGCGGCAGAGUACCGUGAGGCCUGGGCAGCCGUGCAGCCCUGUGUCGGGGCCCCCUGGCCCCCUGCAGAGGAGCCUCCUGAACCACAGCAAACGCUUUAUCACGGAAAACUCUUUGGGCUUCGCAGAGGCUUUCCCUGAGUGCUUUCUGGGUGUUUCAUCAGUCCGUGAGUUUCUAUAACCAAAGCCCAUUCCUAAUUUACCCAUUUAUUAAUACCAAAAUUCGCCACCCCCCAAGAGAGUGAACCCCACCACCAAAGCGAUCCCUGGGCCAAAACCUCACGGCCGAGUCACCACCGCCUCAGCAGUGAACCCCCACAUCUCCCCCCAGCUCUGAGGUUCUGGACUGUGGCAGGGCCUCUGGGGGUUCUGGCCUUGGGACCCCAGCACAGACUCUGAGCGUGUUCAGUUCUCAGACCCCUGAAGGAAGUGUCCCCUCUGCCGACCAAGGGAGUAGCCACCUCUGAGAGACUCAGGGGAACCAGGGAGUUGGGGGCAAACGUUCCCAUCAGGUGAAGAAGCAGUAGCAUUCAGAAACCCAAAGAGCCUGACAGCUGUGCUAGGGGCUCAGGUGCCAACUCCCCAAGGUCCCUUCCGGGUGCUGGCCUCAGUAGGGGGAAGUUGUCUUCCCCGACAAGGUCCCCAAGUCCCUGAGACUACUGCUCCAUCUUCCUGAGUGUCUGCUUGCUAUGUUUAUGGUCGUUAGGAACAGGCAUGUGACAGAGCUUCUGUUGACUCAUUAAAAAAACAAGAUGAAGAGACAUUUCUGUAAAAGAGGUUGGGAUCUGGCCUUCCUACGAGCCCCCCUCCUAGCCCUCCCAUAAGCCACCCUCUCUCAGUCACCCUGUCAGCGUCGGCACCUCCUGGUUCCACAGAGCAUGAGGCUGGGUUUCCCUCAGUCACCUUCUCACCUGGCUGCAAAAUCUAGAAGCAAACAGGAAAGUUAAGCUCUGCCCCAUGUCAUGAUGUCUUUAUUGAUCUGGUCGCAUAAAUUAUUUUUUUUUAAUUCACCAGAAAUAAACUUUUAAAGGAA
This is a messenger RNA of Mirounga angustirostris (Northern elephant seal), 12129 nucleotides long. It is a transcript of the gene TLN2, whose product is annotated as talin 2. The transcript is spliced from 59 exons. Lineage: Eukaryota; Metazoa; Chordata; Mammalia; Carnivora; Phocidae. The coding region runs from base 592 to 8265 and encodes 2557 amino acids. Gene Ontology annotation, cellular component: ruffle; plasma membrane; focal adhesion. Gene Ontology annotation, biological process: cell-cell adhesion. Gene Ontology annotation, molecular function: structural constituent of cytoskeleton; actin filament binding; integrin binding. The record is from RefSeq and is a predicted model, not a curated record.